This is a messenger RNA of Enterobius vermicularis (human pinworm), 414 nucleotides long. The record is from the annotation of a GenBank genome assembly. NCBI's taxonomy places the organism in Eukaryota, Metazoa, Nematoda, Chromadorea, Rhabditida, Oxyuridae.
AUGAAAAGCACUAUUUCAGAAUCACGAUUUGAAAUUUUAAACGUAGAAGCUGCAGGAUGUCCAGGCAACUUUAAAUACUGCCCGUUCAAACGGGGAUCUGAACCGCGGCUAAGAAUCACCUUCAAACCAAACAGAAAAGUUUCUGCACUAGAAACUACGAUUCAAGCUAAAAUUGGAAUCUCUUAUGUGCCUUUCUACAUGGAAAACCCGAAUGCCUGCAAAAAUUCCAAUUUGACCUGCCCACUGAUAAAAGGGCAAACCUACUACUACAGCCAGUCUGUUAAAAUUCAGGAUUACGUCCCAAAGGUGAACGUACAAGUUAAUUGGAUGGUAAAUGAAAAAUCAAAACUUGGAGACGAAGGUCAAGGUGGAAGAGAUCUUUGUUUGAUAUUUCUGGCUAAAGUUGUAGACUAA